AUGGAACAGGAGGACGAGCAUGGACUAUUGGGGACGUUGUGCGAACAGCUGCACGAUCAAGGCGGAACGCGGGAAGGUGCAGAAUUGGACACCAAGAAUAAAGCGAUAUGCGAACUAGCACUGAGAGAAUUGCAUUUUAAGCACAGAAUCCCAUUAACUGUGGCCGCCGCGGACUCAAGGAAAACGGGAAACAUGCAGGAUACAGUGGAAUCCUACAUGAGGUGCAUUCUGGUAAAUAUAUUUAUGAAAAGGAUAAUGGGACAGAAGUGUGUAAAGACCGCAGGCGGGAAAACUGCGUUUAAAGCCGCGGAGGCGCUGGUAAAAGACGCAGCAAAUAGACAACCAAAUAUGGCCUGUGAGAGGGAUGAUAUGAAGGAUAAAAGUGCGAGACGGGGAGAACCAGGGGAAUGGGACUCAUGGACAAUAAUGGAACGGUGGUUUGAUAGGAAUACGACAAAAUUGAAUGAUGGCAACGAGGGCGUCUUGGGGAAAGAUUGUAAAGUACAGUUAAACCACACCCGGAACAGCCAGAAGCAGGAAGUGAUGACAGCGUUAAAGGAGAAAGUACAGCACGAAAUGAACGUUGUGGAGGAGCAGAUAAAGACGCGCAUACAAGAAUUAAAGACAGACAUGGACAACUCUGCGAGAGGUCAAGGUAUAGGGAACAUAUUAACACAAAAGGCACAACAGGAAAACGACAAGGAGACACGUCCAAGGCAGGAACAGUCGACACCACCUGCAGAACGCCCGGCCACACCAGCACCAGCCAAGCCGAACAGCGGCGGCGCCGCUGCCAAACCAGUAGCGGCGACACCGGGACCGGGAACAAACACGGCACAACCAGGAGUAGGAGAGGAUUGUCCAUGGAUGAGCGUAAUGGAUAGAGGGCAUAGGGCACUUCACGUGAUUGUUAGAUAUAGUAGUGAACAACUGCAGGCAUUGAAGACAGUGUUGCAGGAGUUUGCUGAUUAUAUGGACAAGAAUAAAGAGCACAUGGAUACGUGGGGUACAAACUGUGAAAAUUAUGGUUGGGAUGAUUUCGGACAGUAG
Plasmodium fragile is the source of this 1050-nucleotide messenger RNA. RefSeq lists its product as uncharacterized. The transcript is spliced from 2 exons. Bases 1 to 1050 code for a protein of 349 amino acids. The record is from RefSeq and is a predicted model, not a curated record. Lineage: Eukaryota; Apicomplexa; Aconoidasida; Haemosporida; Plasmodiidae.